This is a messenger RNA of Phascolarctos cinereus (koala), 2177 nucleotides long. The record is from RefSeq and is a predicted model, not a curated record. NCBI's taxonomy places the organism in Eukaryota, Metazoa, Chordata, Mammalia, Diprotodontia, Phascolarctidae.
CAACCAGCCCUAGAAGACCUCUGAAACCUCCAUCAUAUGUGAUUGCGGAGAGGAACCAGAAGCAUAGAAUUGGAGCUGGAGGGGGCCUUUUUUACGCCCCUCAACUGAAGCCCAAAGAGGGGCCUUGCUCCUCCUUCGGAGUAGGGGAUUUGAACGGGGUCGAAUAAAGGAGGGGCCGAACUUGCCGCAAGCUAGAGGGAAUGGGACAGAGGCAGAAAAAAUACUGUUAAGUCUUGGAAAUAGCAGCUCCUUAUCAUGGCCAGCAGCCCUGAUGAAGAUCCAGGAGAGAACAGAAUUGUGUAUGUGAAAGGGGACCUUUUUGCAUGCCCCCAAACAGACUCAUUGGCCCACUGCAUCAGUGAGGAUUGUCGAAUGGGUGCUGGGAUAGCUGUUCUCUUCAAAAAGAAGUUUGGAGGGGUGCAGGAGCUCUUGAAUCAACAAAAAAAAUCUGGAGAAGUAGCGGUGCUAAAGAGAGAUGAAAGAUAUGUAUACUACCUGAUUACAAAGAAGAGGGCUUCUCACAAGCCAACUUAUGAAAACUUGCAAAAGAGUCUAGAGGCCAUGAAAACCCAUUGUCUGAAAAAUGGGGUGACUGACCUCUCCAUGCCUAGAAUUGGUUGUGGUCUCGAUCGGCUACAGUGGGAGAAAGUGUCUGCAAUGAUUGAAGAGGUGUUUGAGGGCACAGACAUCAGGAUUACUGUAUAUACUCUCUGAACAGAUGGACCUUGUGGAUGUGUCCAUGUCUCUCAUCUCACCCCCACCAAGCCCAGAGAACUGGGACAGGAGAUCUUAAAUUGAGCAGGGAAAAGUUUUAUUUGAAGUAGUCUCUCUGUUACACCAGCCAUAUUCCAGUUGCCGUUGUUUGGAUGGGCUUUGGAGGCUAGGGUGUUUCAGAUAUGUUGCUGUUUUACUAUGAGAAGUUGGGUGGUCUGUUAGACGGGGAAAUGCCAGGUGAUAGUUAACAGAUUGAACACCCCUUGGCCAGUAUCAUUGAUUUGUUCAGCUGGCCACUAAGUGGCAGCAUUGACUCUGCUUCUCUUUAAGGAGAGCACUUUCAGGGAGGAUUGAAAGUUUCAAUUGGCUUGGCAUUUCUUUUUGUAUAUUUGCCCCCCCUGAAAUCAUGAUUUGUGCACUUGUUCAGUGUUGUCUUUGUGUUGCCAGAGCCAUUCUAGGACAGGUGAAUUAAGGUGUUUUUAAAAAAAAUUUGUAUAACUGAGGUUUAUGUUGUUGACAAGGGGGAGUUCUGUUGAAUAAAGUGGGAAAAAAAAAGAUCUUUCUCUUGAGGUUUGUAAAAUGAGGUUUUGUGCUCAUGGACUGUAAUCUAGUCUCACUUUAGUGUAAAGCAAUUGCAAAAGUUUUCAGUUACAUUUAACUGUAGUGCCUUAUUUCAAAGCUAUUGCAAGGAACCAUACUCUCACUUUCAUGAGAAAUUACAUAACUGGAAUUAAUGAUGAGUCAGGAGCCCUGUCCUUGAGUGAUUGAGACUUGUUGUGCUUUACAGCUUUCAUAUCUUUGCUGUCUCUCCACAUCUUCUCCAGAUCAUAAUCUGGGAAGUAGCUUUACAAUGACAUGUGCAAAAUUAAUUUCCUCAACGUGGUGGAGUUUCUUUCCUCGUUUUUUACAUAUUACCAACCAGAUAGAUCUUCUCACCAGUGGGAGUAUCAUCUAUGAUGCUAUUUGUUACUUGAAGUAAAUGCUAGCUAGCUAGCUGCAGGUAGCAGAUUCACCUGUAGCCCACUACCAGAAAAGACCAACACCCCUGGCUAUUUAAAGGCUGAUAAGAGAGAAACAAAAGCUUCCUAGAUACCCCGGUCUUUGUUCCCCUCACUAACUUCAUCCUGCAUUACCAAACCUGUCUGUGACAAACUAAGGAAGAAGUAAUUGCAUCCAUUUUAUUUACCUCAUUUUUAGACUAGCAGAACAAAGCUCAUGACAUUGAGAAUGAGUAGCUUUAUGUCAGAGCUGUGGCAUUAUGAAAGCUAGAUGUAUAUGUUUUCUUUCUAUAUCUCUAUGCAAAGGAUUAGAACAGCUAGACCAGUUAUUGAUUUUUUUCCUAUAGCGAAUUCUCAACACAACGUAAGACCUCUUGAGCUACCCUUCCGAGUGGAAAAAAAAAUGUGAAUGUUAGAAGGGUUAUGUAUCUUGGUAAAGCACUUUAAAACUGCCUUUGAAUGUAA